UGUUGUUUUGUUUGCAUGUGGAGGGUGAGUGGCAGUGGAGGAACGUGUGCUCGGGUCUUUUUUAACAAAGAACCCGGAGACAGUCUGUGUGUGAGGCUGCAUGUUGUGAUGUUAGAUUCUGCCUUUCAUCAUUUGCACUUAUGAGAAGGAGGUAUUUAUUUUUCUUUAUCCGAAAGUAGCCAUUCUGUUGAGCCGAAGCAAUAUCUGAAACAGGCACGGUGUGGCUUUGUUAUUUUGACUUUCUGCCCGUUUCACGUUAUUUAGUUAGCUAGUUUUAGUUUAUUGUAGUUGAGAGAAGAUGUCCACUGACUGCCAGAAGACCAUUGCCAAGGCCAUCCCGUCGACCAGGAGGGUGACUGUCAACGACGCGGAGCACAUGCCUCACGACUACUCCACAACUCCCGGGGGGACCCUGUUCAGCACGACCCCGGGUGGUACCAGGAUCAUAUACGAUCGAAAGUUCCUCCUGGACUGUCGCAGUUCCCCGGUGGCCAAGACUCCUCCGCGAGGUCUGCCCAAUAUUCCAGGAGUGACCAGCCCUCCCUCCAAAGACACCAGCGAGAAACCCACUAAUGGAGAACUGCUAAACAACAACAAAACUGCACCUGACAGUAACAACACUGGUGAUGAUGCGCAGUUUGAAAUGGACAUCUAGGUGGCGAUAGGAUGAGCAUUAAGAUGUCAGACCAACAUGAUGCUGUGAAGAAAGCUUCAGGAGCACUUUCUCUUUUUCCAUCAUCCAUUCCAUGAAGACAGAGGUUCGCCUUUAGUACCCACAGCGUCUUAGUGUCUUCAAAUCUGUCUGUCAGUUUUGUUUGCUUGUUUUGCCCAGAACAAAUCUGUAAUGAAGCCUUUUCUGUUUGCCUCAAGGCUUUAAACCUAAUUCAUGUGCGACAAAGCGUGCCUUCCUGUAGUGGCUACAAGUUUGAAAUCAACACUGGGAAGUACUUAACACCAACAAAGCCUCAACCCUCACUGCUGAGAGAAAAUAGUGAAAAUAAAGAUCCAAUUUUCUGAAUUUAUAAGCAUUCCAGAAGGAUUUGUCACUUGAUGUGCUUUUAUUUCCACACAUUUCCUGAUGCCUCUCUUCAGAUAUUGCCUUGAAAUGUUCACGUUACUGUAUAAUUGAUGUUUAGUUGAUCAUGCGCUUAAUUUUAAAAAAGUACUUCACCUGAAGUGUCAUACAGAGAAUGUAAAAUUUUGAAACAGAUUUUCACAUGGUUUGUAGGGUGACAAAAAAAUAAAAUAAAGCAAACAACA
Messenger RNA from Toxotes jaculatrix (banded archerfish), 1260 nucleotides. Its product is annotated as eukaryotic translation initiation factor 4E-binding protein 1-like. Gene Ontology annotation, molecular function: eukaryotic initiation factor 4E binding. NCBI's taxonomy places the organism in Eukaryota, Metazoa, Chordata, Actinopteri, Toxotidae. Gene Ontology annotation, biological process: negative regulation of translational initiation. The transcript has 3 exons. The record is from RefSeq and is a predicted model, not a curated record. Bases 299 to 655 code for a protein of 118 amino acids. Gene Ontology annotation, cellular component: cytoplasm.